CAAAAAUUUUGAAUCAAAUGAAAUCAGAAUUACAAGAGCAAAAGCAACAGAAACGUUUACUUCGAGAGUUACACUUAAAACGUGUUCAGUCGUUGAAGAAAGAACUGGAUUAUAUUAAAGCAACGGAGUGGAGAUAUCAGCCAAUUGAUCGGUAUAUGGAUAGGAAUAAUAGAAAUUGAACAUGCUGUCAUUAAUAUAUACUUUUAUAAAAUAUAUCAUAGGAUAUAAGUUAUCUAGUAAAAAUGAUACUGAUGAAAUCAGCAGCGUUGUAGCUCGUAUUGAGAAUGCUUAUGAAAAAGAUAUAAAGGGAAAUGAGUUCUUUAAUAAAAAUGAUUGUUGUUAUAAGACUGGAAAAAUUACUCUUAUCACCACUGAUUAUGUCAUGGUUGAUAGUUUUUAUGUAUGCGAUGCAGCAAAUAUCUCUACAGUAAAUAAUCUUAAAGUGGGCGAUAAAGUUUAUUAUUUGAGUUUAAAAGAGGGUUAUGAAAAUGAACAUAAAAUAAAAGAGAUUAUAUUUGCAACAGAUGAUUCAUGGGAUAAUGCAAUUACAAAGUCUCAAACAGAAUUUAUUGAAACACAAAUAUCAAUUAAAUCUAUGAUUGGGAAAGUAUUGACAUGCAAGAACCGAGAGUUAUUUGUUGAACCUAAUAAUAUUUGUGUCAAUUUAAAUAAAGUGCAGUCGGAAUUUGUUCCUGUAAUUGGAGAUUGGUUACAGAUAGAAGCAGAAAUAAAAGUUAAUAGUGAAAGUUAUGAUUCACAAGAAGAAAUCUUGCAGAUAAGAAGAAUAAAACCUUUACGGUCGAAAUUGGAUAUUGGAACUAUAUCUAGUUAUGACUCGGUCAAAGAAAUUGGUACUAUUGGAAAGGAUAUCGUAUUUAACAAAAGGAUAUGUGACUCCGGUUAUAUUCCUUGCGUCGGUGAUAAAGUAAUUAGUGAUAGCAUUGAAAGUGAUCAAGGGUUUUAUACUUGGAGGUCAUUAACUGUAGUUCCAAUGGUUCAGGCUUCAAAAAAGCAUACCCUGCCAAUGUUAUGGAAGGCACCUUUAACAAAACAAAAUGUAAAUACGCUCACAAAAAAUAAAUGUGGCAUAAUAAUCACAAAUAACUUAAAUAUCGAUUUAAAUAUAUCAGAAGAAAAGAUUGUGACUGUUACGAUACAAAAUGUGGGCAAUACUUCUCAUGUAUUACAAAAAGGUUGUUUUAUGAUCAAGAAAGCUCAGUCGCAAUUAGAAUUAAUACAGCCUAAAAUAGAUACGAUUUCAGUACUAAAUCCUUCUGAUACUUUAAUUUAUACAUUUAAAUGUAAAGCAAAAUUUGUUGGUACAAGUGAAGAAUUAUAUAUCUUCAGUUUUAAAGAUUUUGAAAUUGGAAGGAUCUUUUAUAUAACAGUUAAACCUAAAAAUAUACAUAAUAAAGUAUAUUCUAAGAGCAGCAAUAUUAAAACCAAUGGAUGUCAUAUAUCAGAUUUGGGUGACUGGAAUCAGUCAAUGUAUAUUCCAGGCGUUCGUUCAUGUAAACCACCGUCGUUCAUUAAAGUACGCAAUGUGAUGUUCAAAGUUCCUAAACAUUACUGGGACAUAAUAUUGCAAUGUAUAAAUGAUGGAAAAUCCCAAACAGAAUGUACAUAUGCUAUGGGGAAUGCUAUACCUAUUCUAUUAAGUAAACUUACCUUUCAAUCGUACAAAGAUCGUUUUCACGCUUUAUUAUAUUUAGAAGAAAUUGCUCAAGUAAUAAACAUGCAACAAUACAGCAUUGAAACCACAAUUAUGAGACCAUCUGGAGAAUAUCUAGUAAUGCAAGUACCUGGCCUUGCUGAGAAACGUCCAUCUCUAAUUGUUGGUGACAGAGCUAUAGUAUCUUUUAAAUGGGAUAAUUCUCAAGUAGGAAAACGGAAGUAUGAAGGGUUUAUUCACAAAGUUACAAGUUCAGAGAUUUUUUUGAAAUUUAAUGAGAAAUUUCAUCAGGAAUACAACUGUGAGGACUGUCAAGUAAUGUUUAAAUGUUCACAAUCUGCUGUGCAACGUUGUCAUAAUGCUAUUAACAUGGCUACUUGCCGUUUGGGUUCUAACUUUUUAUUUCCCACUCAUGUGAUUGAAAAAGAUUCUCAAUUAAAUCUUGAAGAAAUUGAAUUAUUAAAUGAGACAAUACCAAAACAGAUUAUUCAUCAGCGGACUGAUUCCAUAUCAUCGGAAUCUUCUUGUACAAGUACUAACACAUCCAUGAGCAAUAAAUCUAGUAAUACAUCAAAGUCGUCUAAAAGAAUGUCAGUUGUAGAAAGAUUGUUUAAUGUGAAAUCAAUAGAACAAAAUUCAGAACUUACAACUACCUCUGCUAUAACAAUAAAAGAUAAUCAAUCUAUUGAAACUAACACAGCAAAAAAUGAAUCGAGAGCAGGAAAGAAUGCAGAAAACUCUACACCAAUUUUUUCUGAGGAUACUGAAUUAGAACCAUAUAUUUCGCAAGUUAGAAAAAGAAAAUUAAUUUGGUUUAAUAAAAGUUUAAAUUACUAUCAGAAGGAAGCUGUAAGAAACAUUUUGAGAGGACAUGCACGACCAUUACCUUAUAUAAUUUUCGGACCUCCUGGCACUGGGAAAACUAUUACUCUUUGCGAAGCAAUUUUACAGAUAUUAUCAACCAUAUCAAACAGCCGACUGUUAAUUGCAACACCAUCUAAUAGUUCAGCCAAUCUGAUAGCAGAAAGACUUCUAGAUAGUGGUGUUCUCAAACCUGGUGACAUGGUACGACUUGUAGCUCAUCAUUGUUUGGGCAGUGAUUCUAUAUCUGACAAAUUGUUGCCGUACUGUGCUACUGCAGAAUUAGCUGAAGAGAGAACACAUGAAAGAACAAAGUACGAUGGAUUUGGACCAAGAUUAAAUUGUACUAUGAGCACACUUGGACGUCAUAGAAUUACUAUUGGUACAUGUACUGCAUUAGGAAUAUUGCAUAAUAUAGGCUUUCCUCAUGGACAUUUUACACAUGUAUUAAUUGACGAAGCUGGUCAGGCAACAGAACCAGAAAUUAUGAUUCCACUGAAUUUCAUACAUUCCGAUUAUGGACAAGUAGUACUUGCGGGGGAUCCAUUGCAACUUGGUCCAGUUGUACAAAGUAAAAUAGCCAAUACUUUUGGUUUAGACGAAUCGUUUUUAGUAAGAUUAUUGCAACACUUUCCAUAUCAAAAAGACCCAAGUGGUUUUCAAACUAAUUAUGAUCCUCGUCUAGUCACAAAAUUAGUUAUUAAUUAUCGAAGUUUACCGGAGAUAUUGGAAUUGUCAAGUUCUAUGUUCUAUGAUUCUGAAUUAAUAUCACAAAUAUCCUCCAAAAGAAGCAAAGAAGCAAAACUUUUACGUACAUUAGCUGCUGAAUUACCGGAAAGGAAAGAUUCACCACCGACUAUAGUUUUUCAUGGUGUAAAUGGAGAGAAUCGUAAAGAUAAUGACAGUCCUAGUUGGUAUAACCCGGAAGAAGCCACACAGGUAUAUCUUUACUUGUUGAAAUUAUAUAAAUGUGGUCUUUCACCGAAUGAUAUUGGAAUCAUAACUCCUUACCAAAAACAGGUUCUUGAAAUUCGAGAUUUACUUAUGCAAUUGGAUGUGGAGUUACCAAAAAUAAGUAGUGUUGAAGGAUUUCAAGGUCAGGAACGUAAUGUUAUCAUUAUUUCAGUUGUAAGGUCUUCAAACGAUUUCAUAAAUGAUGAUAUUAAACACUCUCUUGGGUUUGUUGCGUGUCCUCGAAGACUCAAUGUUGCAAUUACACGUGCUCGUGUUUUAGUAAUAGUUUUAGGAUGCCCAAGACUAUUAGCUCAAGAUCCGUAUUGGAGGAACGUGUUAAAAUAUUGUAUCGACCAAGAUUCUUACACUGGUUGCAGUUUUGUGUUUUCUGGUACAGAAGAUUCAUAGACAGAAUUUAUCAUUUUAUUUGACAAAACGACUAUUUCAUAAUGACUUAUAAUAAUAUUAGAAAAUCUUGAACAUUUUAUGUACAUCAAGGUAUUCGUUAUUGAAUUUUAAAAUUACAUUUCUUUUGUACACAGGAUUUUAUAUUUUCCAUCAAUUCUUACACAGAAAUAAAUGAUAUCAUUAAUGACUACUUAUAAUAUCUUUUCAAAAUUACUUUAUUUUUGAAUAUGUCAAUUCAUGUUUUUAAUAUAAAAUGUACGAUAAAGUUUUUCAUGGAAGGUAUGGAUUUAUACAGUUUUAUGUUUUCAAAAAUUCUUCCGCUUGUUCGAUUACAAUUUUCGCAUUAAACAUGUUUUUCCAAUAUCUAUUACAAAACGUUCGAUAUGGAAAGUAUAUAUUUUUUUUAAUACAAGUAUUUAAUUCUCUUUUUUUCACAUUUCUAAGUAUGAAACAUACGAAUACAUAUUACAAGUAGUUUUUGUAUCGCAAUGUGUGCAUAUAUGUAUUCAUGAAAUAUUCAUGCAAAUAUAUUUUUAUUCAUAGCAUUUUCUUUUUUGUAAAAUAUAUAUGAAUAAAAAUAUAUUAUUUUUACGAAUAAAUCUUUGCACGGACUUCCUUACGAACAUAUGCUUUGAGUGUUGAUAUUCUGCUUGUACUUGGAGAUAAUUCAAAUACUAUGUUUAAUAGUAUCGUUGAGAAUUAUGUCACGAUAUCAUAAAUCCAAAUUCCAAGAAUUUUGAUACUGUAAAGAAAGUUUUUGUAUAAUACAUAUAAAUAAGAGAAUUUAAAAAAGUUAGAUUCUUUCUUUUCGUGUUUGAUUUAGAAAUAUAAGAAUUACUUGAUGAAUGGACAAUACCUUGUAAAUUGUAUAUAUACACCUGACCCUCGAUUUACGCGAAAAUCCGUUCCACGUAGAUUUGUCUUACGUGAAAGAAAAUCACGUAAAUAGAGACUGUCCAUAUAAAAGAAAAUAAAAUAUUAGAACGAAAAGCUGAUAUAGGUUUUACAAAUACAUAUUUAUUUCAUACAGCCAAACAAAAGAAAUAAUAAUGACAUUUCAGGAAAAAAAGUACAAUUUAUUUGAUUUGACUAAAUCCAGAUCACGCAAAAGAACUACUGCGUAAAAAAGGAACCUGCGUAAAUUGAGGGCCGAGUGUAUCAUUCAAUGUUAGUGUAAUUCUUAAUUUAAUAGUUCAUUUUUAAAAAGGCUAAUAAACAAAUAUUAGUAUAAUACAAUUCUCCUUUUAUUUUCAUUAUACGAGAGUAACAUAUGCAUAGGAUACAGUAAUGUUGUUAAGAAAUUAAUCUUGUAGCGAUUAAAAAGAAAAAGUGAGUGAGAAAUGAUUGAACAAUAUUGAAUUAAAGUUGUUAAUAAAAGAUCAUAUUUCUUGAUGAAGAGAAUUAUUUUGAAUCAAUAAGAAGACGGAAAAGAGGGGAAAGUAGUAAUGCAUGAAAAAUGAUUUUGAAUGAUACUAACCUUCCUUAGUUCCACACUAUACUUACAGGGUCCUGAUUUUUAGCUUUUAACUUGCGUUCAAUUAAGUUACCCAACGCUUCGCUUCGCACGCUUAGCGUUUCUACUUUUUCAAUUAACUGUUGAUAAGGUGAUGCAGGCUGUCCACCCAUUACAACGUGACCUAAUUUACUGUCUAUUUUGGCAUCUAAUCUUGCAUUCCGUAUUAAAUUAACAAUCCAACAUUCAGCUACAUCUGCUUUCAUAUUUAAUUUCUCUGCC
Messenger RNA from Nomia melanderi (Alkali bee), 5630 nucleotides. It is a transcript of the gene armi, whose product is annotated as probable RNA helicase armitage. NCBI's taxonomy places the organism in Eukaryota, Metazoa, Arthropoda, Insecta, Hymenoptera, Halictidae. Gene Ontology annotation, molecular function: helicase activity. The record is from RefSeq and is a predicted model, not a curated record.